GGUUUUGUAAUAAAUUUAACAUAUUCUCGCACUCGAAUCAAUGUGGAAGCGUAUAACCUGUAAAUAAUAUAUGUAAAUAAUAUUAUAACCAGAGGCUUCCGAGGCAGUAUAAAAACAUAUUGGGUCCGAAGCGUUUCUAUCUUUGCUUUCUUUUAUCUUCUGAUUUGCGGUAAACGCGCGGUAAACCCACAUUUCGCUCGCGUAUCAAAAAUAUCAAUUUGUCAUGUGUGAUUUUAAAAAAGUGCCACUAAUUGUUACAAAAUGAUAGAGACAUCCCAUAUUGUAAGCUUAGCUGCCGUUUUAGGAUCAUUCUUAAUAGGAUUCAAGUAUGGCAAGAAGCUCACGAGGCCAGGAUCAAAUGCCGACAAAUCCUCGGUACAGGAAAGCCGCAAGUCAAACCUGCAGGAAAAUAUAUUUUCCGACUUUGGAGGCGAGUACAAGAUGAUUCUGGUCGUGCGGAACGAUCUGAAAAUGGGUAAAGGAAAGAUUGCAGCUCAGUGUGGCCACGCUGCUGUUGGCGCUUUUGAGGGUGCGCUCAAGAAAUCUCCUGGGGUACUCCGCAAAUGGCAGCAAAGCGGUCAGGCCAAGAUUGCCGUAAAAGUCGAAACCGAGCAGCAGAUGAUGGAAAUCUAUCGCUCGGCAAAGGCUAAUAAUUUGAACUGCUGCCUUAUUCGAGAUGCUGGCCGAACACAGAUCGAACCGAACAGUAAGACCGUCCUUGCGAUUGGACCGGCACCGAAUCAGAUUCUCGAUACCGUAACCGGUCACUUGAAGCUGUUGUAAUCGAGUUUUAUCCAGAGAUUGUGUAUUCUAAACUCGGUUUCGGGAAGCUGGUGAAAUGAGAUGUAACUUAAUAUAUCUUCAUGUACAAGUCUGA
Messenger RNA from Uranotaenia lowii, 877 nucleotides. Its product is annotated as probable peptidyl-tRNA hydrolase 2. Gene Ontology annotation, cellular component: mitochondrion; cytosol. The transcript is spliced from 2 exons. Gene Ontology annotation, molecular function: peptidyl-tRNA hydrolase activity. The coding region runs from base 262 to 783 and encodes 173 amino acids. Lineage: Eukaryota; Metazoa; Arthropoda; Insecta; Diptera; Culicidae. The record is from RefSeq and is a predicted model, not a curated record.